Molecule: messenger RNA, 2307 nt
Organism: Trichoderma atroviride IMI 206040
Lineage: Eukaryota; Fungi; Ascomycota; Sordariomycetes; Hypocreales; Hypocreaceae
Cellular component (GO): kinetochore
Source: RefSeq, a predicted model, not a curated record
AACCCUUUGGCUGAUCCAUCCAAGCUUCCUUAUCAAGUUGGAUUCUCCUAUUUCGGCGAAUGGUGGAGAAUGAACGAAAAAAUUAAAGAUGAUAAAGAACACGCCCGGACAGGGCGGAGACGAGAGCCCGACAGGAAUAGAGGCGCUCGAGACAGCCAAGAGGAGCGUGAGAAAGAAAAAGCCAAGAUUCAAGUAGCAUACGAUGCGUAUAAAGAAGACCUCCAAGCCAAGAUGGCCAGGGCUUUCGUUUCGGAGCACAAAAAAGAGCAAUGGUUCAAAGAAAGAUAUGUUCCCGAAAUCAGGGACGAAUUCAAAGCUAAGCUCCAAGAUUUUCGACGAAGUGCGUAUGGCCAGUGGGAGCAAGAUUUAGAAUCUGGCAUUUUUGAUGAGUUCUCUCUCGAGGGCAUCCCAAAAAGCGAAAGCAAUGGAGCUGGUGGGGUAAUCGAAAAGGAGGAGGGCGAAGCAACAGCCGCCAACGAAAUUUUGGGAGUCGGCGAUUUGGUUCCCGUGAAUGGGGCUGAUAUCCGUGAUGAAAAUCAAUUUCAGCCCACUCUGCUUAUCAAGACUAUUGCCCCUCAUGUUAGUCGCCAGAAUCUAGAAGCCUUUUGCAGAGAAAAUCUCGGAGAAGAGGAAGGUGGCUUCAAGUGGCUAUCUCUCUCCGAUCCAAACCCUAGCAAGAGAUAUCACCGUAUUGGCUGGGUUAUGCUUCAUCCUUCUUCGGAUAGCGCGCCGCCAAUGGAUCGCGCAAACCCCGAAGAUGAGGAUGGAGACGUAGCAAUAAGAUCGCCACCUCCCCCUGCUUCGGCCGCAGAGAAGGCUCUCGAAGCUGUAAACGGGAAGACGGUCAAAGAUGAGGCUCGGGGAGACUUUGUCUGCCAUGUCGGAGUUCACAACCCACCCCUUCAUCCUAGAAAGAAAGCGCUUUGGGACCUGUUUUCUGCGCCAGAGCGAGUCGAGAAGGAUCUUCGCUUGGUCAAACGGCUAGUCAACAAAUACGAAGAAGACUUUGGCUCUGAUUUCCAGGCCAUCCCGAAAAUCGAAGAAAAAGUUGACGAUCUGAAAAAUGCUGGUCGCCUACAGCCUGCUAUACCCCCCACUUCAACGAAGAAAGCCACCAAGUCUCGAGAGCCUGGAAUGGACGAAGCAAUGGACGAUGAUGAGGAGGCCGCUGAAGAAGAGGAAGAGGAAGAAGGAGCAGUCGAAGACGAGGAAGUUGAUGACGAGGAGAUGUUGGUGAAAAAGAAACAACUUGACCUGCUCAUUGAGUAUUUGCGCCGCGUCUUUCACUUUUGCUUCUUUUGCGUAUUUGAAAGCGACUCUGUGCAUGAGCUCACACGUAAAUGCGCUGGUGGACAUCUACGCCGACCUCAGAGCACUCUCACGUCUUCCGCCAGAGCCGUUGCUAGGGCUAGUGCAAAUGGAGAUGCUUUCCCCGACAAGAAACGAAGCGAGGGCGAUAAUGACGUUGAUGGAGAGUCGGUUGAGGGCGACAAAAAGUUUCGCAACAUGUCUUCCAAAACCGAGCAACAGCUUCUCCGCGCGUAUAACUGGGUCAAAACCUUUGAAGACAAGCUUACGCAGAUCCUGGAACCCAGUGCCGUGGAUAUUCGCAAGCUUGGUGGCAGACCAGUUGACGAGGCAAUUGAUGAAGAGCUGGCCAAACAUGUCAAGCAGGAGGACGAGCACAAAUGGAGAUGCAAAGUUCCAGAGUGCACCAAGCUUUUCAAAGAAGAUCACUUUUGGAAGAAGCAUGUUGAAAAGAGACAUGGUGAAUGGCUGGAUGGCUUGAAACAAGAGUUUGAACUUAUCAACGCAUAUGUCUCAGAUCCAGCACAUAUUGCUCCUUCGCGAACCGACGCGAACUCAAAUGGCCACUUCCCACCUACCAGCGGCCAGUCAGCAUCAGGUACCCCUCGUGGCUUCAACCUGCAAAACUUCUCCAUGAAUGGCGUGAUGGGUAUGCCCGGAUUUCCCAUGGGCCCCGGAAACUUCCCCUCGUUGUUUGCAGGCAUGCAAGCCAAUAACUGGAACUCUGCGGGCGACGACCGCUCAGGGGGCCCUGUCCGUCGAGGCGGAAUGUCUGGUGGACGAGGCGGAUAUCGUUCGGCACCGUAUGAUCGCCGUGGGGGCAACCGCUGGGAUGGAGGCGGUGGCCGAAACCGCAACGGCGGGUCUCGAUGGGGAGACGGAGCUGGUGCUGCGGCCGCCGCUCCUCGAGAAGCUGUGCAGGGACGUAGCUUGAAGAGCUAUGAAGACCUGGACCAAGUAUCUGGCAGUGGAAAUGGGGGCGCUGAGCUCAACUAUUAA